Molecule: messenger RNA, 1703 nt
Organism: Mercenaria mercenaria
Lineage: Eukaryota; Metazoa; Mollusca; Bivalvia; Venerida; Veneridae
Product: cholecystokinin receptor type A-like
Exons: 2
Coding region: 122-1459 (445 amino acids)
Biological process (GO): neuropeptide signaling pathway
Cellular component (GO): membrane
Molecular function (GO): G protein-coupled peptide receptor activity
Source: RefSeq, a predicted model, not a curated record
AAUCAGUGAUUUAAGUAAAAAAAAAAAAUUGUACGUAAAAAGUUUCUUUGAUUUUUUUUACCUUUAAUAUUUUCCUUUGUUAAAAUUACUUGCCUUUGUGGAAUAAAGUAAUAAAUUGUAGAUGGAGCGUAUAAGCUAUGAAAAUGAUACUUUGCUUGAUCAGUCACAAAGGGAAGUUUUCUUGCAUCUGCUGCCUGUGAUCGUGUGUAUGGCUGUCGUCGGCAUCGUCGGUAUUCUCGGCAACAUCCUUACUAUCAUCUUUUACGCCUUUAAACAAAAGCGUUCACCCUCUACCAUACAGAUAGCUUGUCUCGCCGCUGUAGACCUGAUGGUAUGCAUUAUGAUCAUUCCGAAUAUUAUAGAAAUGGUCGUUAACGUGAAAUUUAACCAAAGCUUUAUGUGUAAAUUCACACACUUUCUAGGACUAUGGACAAUCGCCAGUUCUUGUUUAAUCCUCUGGAUUAUUGCUUUGGACAGGCAUAGGAAAAUAUGCAAACCAUUUGCAAAGCAGACGACAGUAAGGUCAACUGAAUAUGCAAUUACAGGGAUUGUGGUUUUCUCAUUUUUUCUCUCUGUGCGAAAUUUUGCAAAUUUUGACAGUAUAAAGAUUGAUGUGCCUGUCACAGGUACCAACAGAACAAUCAGUGGUCAAUACUGUACAACCAGAGAUGACUCCGGAUACAAAAUCAGUGUUUCGAUAUUUCACAGCAUUGACUUUGUACUUUUAUUGAUGGUAUGGGUAACAGUUAUUGUUACAUACACACGAGUUAUUUAUACACUUUUUAGACUGAGACGCACCAGGAAACGAGAAAUUCCGAGUGUACAUAUAGAGCAGAGUUCUCAUGUGAAACUUAACAGAAGAGAUGAGACGAAGGACAACGUAGAGUUACAUGAAUUGAAGAGCCAGUCCGAUACGCAAGACAGCGACACGUCUGAACUCAAAUAUCCAGCCGAUACCCUAUCCUCUUCUACCGAAUUCAGCACUGGAGAUAUGACAACCCUCCACAGCUACAGUCAUUCGCCAGCAGUAUCAACAGCCACUGGUAAAAACCAUUCUCAUGUGGUUCCUUCUGUAAGCGGAGGAACAUUUUCACAUCACAGUCUGAGGAGAACUGUUUGCAAACUAAACACCCGGAAGCGGAAACGCCGCCAUAAGAUCGCCGCGCGCAGCGCAUCGGAGAGAAAUCUAACAUACAUGAUGUUGACCGUCUCUGUUUUAUUCAUACUAUGUUUCUUUCCAUACUUUGUUAUCAAAAUAAUAAUGCGGUUGGUACUAAAGUCUGGAGAAGAGUUCGAAUUGGCGGUUGGAACACAAUUUGCUUUGAGGCUUGUGUAUUUUAACAGUGUUUUCAAUCCUGUCAUCUAUUGUUUCUUCAAUCCACAGUUUAGGAGAUAUAUAAAAUAUACGCUUUUGAAAUGUUUUCAGUGUGCUCAGAAUAAAAUGUCGUCUGAUUCUUAAACUGAUUUCACUUUGCUAACAAAUAUCAAAUCUGAACAUAACCAGCAAGAAAUGGAAACUUUAAAAUAGCGAUCAGAAUAUAUGUAGCUUUCAUGCAUGCACAUGCCAAACUAUCUAACCCGCCAUGCCGUGUAUAAACCUGGUCUCUGAUAUAUAAACAGAAAAGACAUUUCGUUGCGAUCAGUGCAAUGUUGUAAGUGUCGUUUAUUGUUGUUUAAAUGAAAAUAAAAUAUCCAGAUCUGCA